UGCUGCUUAAAGACACACACACACACAUAAACACACACAUGCAAACACGUAGGCUACAACCUGUCUGCCAUUAGGCAACGGCUGCAAGGCACAGCAGAUACCAGCCAAAGGGGAGGAGGACCCUUACACCUUCCUCUCUCAGCGACAUCUUAACUCUUGGCACAGACUCCUCACCACCACGCUCUCAGAUCCACAAUCUAAGGCUUCAGUCCCAAACUAAAACUAGGGAGAGGAGGAGGGGAGGGCGGUUAUCUAAGGUUCUUAGCACCCCCAUGUGUGCCUGCAAGGACCAUGGAGCUGCACUGUCUUCCUACUGAGACACCUACCACAGCCAGCUCCUGCUCCACGGACCCUCUGUACGACAACUGCCCACCUUUUGCCCAGCGAGGGAGGGCCAGGGAGAAGGAAAUGGAGAGCAGAGUUGUGUGCCUGGCUGUAACCAGACUCCCAGGCCCCAGAAGCCCUCAGCCUGGUCUGGCCCCAGCUGCAGCUGAGGUUCCCACACUGAUCGGAGGGGGACGAGGGACUGGCGCCUGGCCAGAUCACAGUUACUGCAGCUGGAUAGGAGGCCUGAGAAGAGCAGGCUGGAAGGCAGAGCUGGAUUCAGAAGUAAACAGAGCGAGAGGAGGAGAGAGAGGAGGAGAACAGCUAGGUAGCUUGGGAGUUCAUCCCAGCCACAGUCCAAAUCCAUCUCAGAGCGAGGAGCACAGGAGUGCUCUCUCUGUGUACGAUAACCUCCCUGAAGCUGUCACUCCGGGCAGCCUCCAGGAGGAUUUUGACAUGGAAACCAGCAUCACGGAGAACAUGCAGGAGCAGAUUUAUCAGGCGUGGGUGCCUGAGCAGAAUACAGAGGAUGACAAAAGCACCUGGUCCUCCUGUGAGAUUAUCCUUGCUGAAACUGGUCUAGAUAACGAUGACCAAAACCCAGAUCAGGACAAGACACAUGAGCAGGAGCCAGAGCUGGACUCAGGAUCCUGUGUAUUUAAGCAGGCAGACCCUGUUUCACCUCCUCAGCAUUUUACAGCAUGUUCCUCUCGUUUGUCGCAAACUGAAUGCCAGGUUCCUUGGCCCCCAGCUGAAGCCCAGCACCAAGAGCUCCCAUGCUGGUAUCCAAAGGUGCCUCCUCCUGUUCCCCUUGCUGACCCGUCUGCCAGCGCCCUCCGCAGCCUCCUCACCAGCCUCCAGCAGCAGAUAGUGAGACAGAGGGAGGAGUAUGAGGAACGGAUAAUCAGCCUGGAGCAAAGAAAUGAAGAGCUGCAGGUGGAGGUGGUGCGGUUGAAAACCAACCUAGCACAGCAGCGGCACUGGUACCAGGUCGUCCAGGCAAAGAUCGUGGAGUCCGAGAGGGCCAGAGCUGCCGCAGAACUACGCAAUGCAACUCUGCAGAGGGAGAUGGAGCAGUUCUUUGACACCUUUGGAGAGCUCAACAACGAGGCAAAGAAGACAGAGUGUAUCGUCAAAAGCUUCUGAGAAAACAAUAAGCAAUAAUGCGUUGUUAUGGACAGUGUGCAUAAGGAUAAGGACAAGGGGCACAUGACUGGCUAGGUUUCAAACUGCUGUUACCAAAUGUGUAAAAUACUUGCUUUUCUUAAUGGAUUUUAUCACUGAGCAUCUAUGAAAUACACGCCACUAAAAGAAAAUGAA
Cheilinus undulatus (humphead wrasse) is the source of this 1644-nucleotide messenger RNA. RefSeq names its product rho GTPase-activating protein 24-like. The record is from RefSeq and is a predicted model, not a curated record. NCBI's taxonomy places the organism in Eukaryota, Metazoa, Chordata, Actinopteri, Labriformes, Labridae. Bases 292 to 1470 code for a protein of 392 amino acids. The transcript is spliced from 2 exons.